This is a messenger RNA of Polychytrium aggregatum, 2181 nucleotides long. RefSeq lists its product as uncharacterized. Lineage: Eukaryota; Fungi; Chytridiomycota; Chytridiomycetes; Polychytriales. The transcript is spliced from 2 exons. Gene Ontology annotation, molecular function: protein binding. Bases 1 to 2181 code for a protein of 726 amino acids. The record is from RefSeq and is a predicted model, not a curated record.
AUGCCGCCCCAGACGGACGAGCCCCUCGCUCUCCAUCGCUUCGACGUCUGGCUGUCGACGGUGGGCCUCACUCCUGGACCGGCGCUGUAUGCAUCUCCUCUGCCACUCAAGCCCGUCGAAGUCAUCAACCUCGACGACGACGACGACGACGACGACGACGACGACGACGACGACAUCUGCCAUGACGACGACGACAACAACACUAUCGUCAUUGAUCUGGCCUCGAUGAGCGACGAUCAAGUCUCGGAUCCGGCCGCUGAGAUCGAUCCCACCUUCCACACCGACCGCCACACGCUCUCGCAAAUGUUCACGUCCGAUCAGACCCCACCCACAGGCAUCCAAUGGCUCGUCGAUCUCGCCGACCGUGACAACACCAGCGUUUCCGCCCAGUUCAUCCUCGGGCUCUUCUAUUCCCACAACCACAACCCUGUCGAGCAAAGCCGAGAUCUGGCCAUCAAGUGGCUCUCCAUGGCCAGCGAUCAGGGACAUGCUCCCGCCCGGAUGCAAUUGGCGCUUGUCUGCCAGAGAGGCACCGACACCGCCAUCUCUCUCGCCAGCGUGCUUCAAAGGACAGCGACGGCCAUCGAUGCCUCGGUGCAGUGUAACGACAGCAGCAAUGCCGCUGCCGUAGCAACUCGCUUCUCCCAAAAGAAGACCGCAAGCUCGCUCGCGACCGGGACUGCGAUUCUGGACGAGCAGCUCAUCCAUCAAUCGAUUUCGCGGCUCCGAUACGCCGACAAGGACAUACCCCGAGACUUGAUUGUCAUGUACCAGAGGAUCGGCGAGGCCUACGAAACCGGUCAAUAUGGCUUGCCCGUCAGCCUAUCCUCUGCCUUUCUAUGGUACCUGCGAGGGCUGAGCCACGGGCAUCGAGGAUGCCGCAUCAAGGCCAUGGCGAUCUGCAACAACAACACAAAGCAAAUACGGCACGAAUUUCCACAGGUCCUGCGCUGGCUCACGGAUCCCCAUUUCCACAAUUCAAAGCUCGUUGAAAACCGCAUUAUGGGCGCGAGCGACACCAAGUUCCGGCGAAUGAUCAUCGAUGAUCUGCGCGGAUACCUGUCCACAGCAGUCGUGGGCUCGGCCAAAUUCCAGCUUCGCAUGGGUCUGCUUUUCGAGACUGGUCCCCCAGGGUUCGAGCAAUCCAUCCCAACUGCCAUCGAGUGGUACAAAAAGGCGGCGGCCAAGAAGGAUCCUACGGCCCACAGGCGCCUCGAGAUCCUUGCGCCGCGUAUCACUCAAGUCCCGAGCGAUGACAACAAAUCCAAAAAGCCGAAAGGCGCCUCAAAUGAUAGCGACGAGCGCACAGACAACACUCCGUCGGCUGGUGCGGCCGGUGACAACAAUGGCAACUCGAACCCUUCGCAGCCUCCUGUUCAGAACAACAUUGCAGCACCUGCAAGGCCCCUGAGCAAGGCCAUGACGCGCAAGAUGCAAAAGGAGCACUCCAAGAAAAUCAAGCAAAAGGCCAAGAGGAAACGGGGGCUGAUAAAGGAGACGAUCAUAAAUGAAGUGCUGGCCCUGGAGAAGAACAGGCAGCAGGGGCUGGUCCUGGGGGAAAACAGGCAGCAGAAGCAGCUUGACGUUGCGUCCGCAAGCGCCUCGCCCGAGAGCGACAUCGAGCGCAUGUGCGCCUCCCUUCGGGCGAACAGCAAUGUCGACACAAUGGUCUCGCUCGGAAAGCGCUUUGAGGCCGGUCAGCACGCCCCGCUCGACCCAGUGCUGGCGACGCAGUUUUAUCACCUCGCUGUGGUGACGGCCCCCGGCCACGUCGAGGCCAAGACCCGGCUGGCGCAAUGCUUCAAGAACGGCACCGGGGUCCUGCUCAACUACGACCGGGCCUUCCCGCUGUUCCUCCAGGCCGCAACGGAAGGAGGCGUCGAGGCGCAGUAUGAGGCAGGACUGGCAUUCCACUGCGGGCAUGGUACCUCGGUCGACGAGGCCCAGGCAGUGUCAUGGUGGUUGUGGGCUGCCACCAACGGCCAUGCCCAGGCACAAUUCCGGAUUGGUCUGGCGCUCUUGCAGGGGCGAGGCACCGCCCAAGAUGAGCCGCUGGCGCAAGUGUGGCUCCAACGAGCUGCAGACCAGGGCAUCGCUGAUGCUUCGAGCGCGCUGAGUCAGAAGAAGGACGAAAUGCAAUGGUACCCGUCGCCGCAACAACACACAGUCUCUCCCAAAUAA